AUAAUUUUCCUUUUUAUCCUUUAUUUUCUUGGACAUUUCUUCGGUCCUAUUCACUUUCCAUCCCUAGACCUUUUAGAUUUCUUCUCUCUGCACUUGCCUAUUGUAUCUCUGUAUCAUUCGAUAUAUAUCUAUAUUUCGCCUGUAUCCAUCCUAAUUUUUACACCAUCCAUUCCGCAUCCCACUUUACCAUCAAUCUUAGUAUCGAAAAAAGAAAUAAAAAAUGACGAGACUAAUACUUUCCACCUCGUAUGAUUUCUUUCGAUCCAUCACUCAGGGAGCAAUUGACUGACCGACUUCACAGAAAUGUUAUGAUCGGAGGUCCUUCCAUCAUCCGAAAACCUGGCGCAGAUGGAUCAAAUCUCGAACUAACAAAUUCCCUUCGAAGCAAUUUCGUCGCUGCGCAACAAGAUUAUUCACCCACUUCCUCAUAUGCAAAUGGAGUCAAUGGACAUGAGGAAUCCGAUGAAGAAAAUGGCGGUUCAAGUCGACCUCCAGUUUCCAUUUGGACAACAAGACAAGACAACGACUUUUACAUUCCGACCAUAGACUGGUCUUUAUCUGGACUCACAGAAGAGCCCAAAAAUUACGAAAUCACUGUUAAAUUAUUCUAUUUGGCAAGCGCCGAUGUAGAAUCCAGAUCAAAAUACACAAAAGAUGCUCUAAAUUUGGUAAUGAAAGAAUUGGGUGUCGACUCAAUUGAUCUCCUAAUUGUUUCAUUUCCCGGAAUGUCCUUCGAGGGCGACUGUGAAUGGGAAGCAGACAAAAAGAAUUCGGAACAAGGAAAUGAAGCCGAUGAACUUGCGACUUGGCCUAUAUUGGAAGACUUAUAUGAGCAAGGAAUUGUGAAGAAAUUAGGUCUGGCGGAAUUUGGCAGCGCAAAACUUGCUAAAUUUUUGACGAACGUCAGGGUACGACCACAAGUCGAUCAGAUAAAUGUUAAAGAUUGUUGCAGAGUUCCACAGCCUUUGCUCAAGAUCGCCAAACAAGAGAAGAUCGAACUUUUCACUCACAAUGAUUGCACCAAUAUAUUACCUAGUGGGACUUUGCGAGAGCUAUUGGGACAAGGGAUAAACGGUGCUGGUGUGUUAUCAGAAUCUAAGAGGGGGAUUGAUGGUAUGAAGGGUGAUUUGAAACCGGAAUGGGUGGCCAAAUAUACCGCAAUUGUCCGGGAUCGUGGCGUGAUAGAAAAUAAGGGAUAUUUCGCUUCAGCAGAGUUGAGGGAGUGAACGUUAAAAAGUGCAUUUGGAUUUUUUAGUUUUGGCGCAAUGGCGCCUCGGGAGUGGUAGUUUUUCAAAAGCGUGUUGAAAAUUGCAAGAUGACUUUGGAUAGCAAGACUACUUGGAAAUCUGUAGUACUUUGAUAGCCCUGGUGGAUGUCGAAGAGAACCUUGGAAACAAUUGGAUAUAUAGAAUUCCUAAUGCAGCUAGUGCAUAGUAUAGAAUCAGAAUUAGAUUGUAGACCCUUUAACCUAACAUACUCCUUUUUCUUCCUCUCAUUCUCACAUCCUCUAAUUUCUUUAAAACCACUUGUGCGCCUUUAUAGCUUGUUCCAUACGCAUUCAGAACCUCCUUGAAUAAACCCUCCGCCCUCGGAUGUGUACUUCCAAAUCCGGCCAUCCUCA
Sclerotinia trifoliorum is the source of this 1621-nucleotide messenger RNA. NCBI's taxonomy places the organism in Eukaryota, Fungi, Ascomycota, Leotiomycetes, Helotiales, Sclerotiniaceae. The record is from the annotation of a GenBank genome assembly.